AUGGAAUUGUUGCUGGUGAAUCCGAAUUUUAUGAAUCGUGUCAUGUACGAUACCAUGCGAGACAUGGAUCGAGCGGAGAGGAGAAUUUUUCCGUACUGGAGAAAUGCAGAUCAUUCAGUACUUCAUGUUGCGAACGAUACUGUAAAGGCUGUUGAUGACGACAAGAAGUUCGCGGUCUCGUUGGAUGUCUCGCAGUUUCGCCCAGAAGAGCUGAAUGUGCACCUGGAUGGAAGAGUACUGACCGUUGAGGGCAAGCAGGAGCACAAAACCAAGAACAGUUCAAUGCAUAGGUCAUUCACUCGCAAAUGGCUGCUGCCCGAAAAUGUCGAUCUGGAUGCAGUACGUACACAAGUUGACAACAAAGGCCAUUUGUCCGUGGAUGCGCCGAAGCACAUUGAAGGUCACCCGAAGAAGAGAAGAAUCCCCAUUACGGCGGCUCCAUCUGCUUCAUCCGCUCCAUCUAAAAAGAGGAGGUGUGGGUCGGGAGUUGAGCACUGA
Ostertagia ostertagi is the source of this 498-nucleotide messenger RNA. The record is from the annotation of a GenBank genome assembly. Lineage: Eukaryota; Metazoa; Nematoda; Chromadorea; Rhabditida; Trichostrongylidae.